ACCCGAAAGAAAAAAAAAAGGAAACCCAGCCAUGCCUUGAGGAAACCGGUAGAGAGCUUGAUUUUUCCCUUCUUUUCUUGUCCAAGAACCUGAUUUGGAAUCCAGAAAAUCUUCCCCCCUGCAGGAAGCUUCCGGAUCUGCCUUGCUUUGCUCCUUAUCGCCGGCUGCUCCUACUUUGUGGGGGCGAAUUUCUCUGAUUUUGGAUUGCGUGAUUCUUCCCUGCACUUGCCGCCGGCUUCUCUCCCAACUGCAGCUCGGUUUUGCUUGCUAAAUUCUGGAACCGAAACUGAGGACGGGGAAACCACGGGAAGUGACGAGUUAGAAGGUUAGCCAUUAUAAUUGGAUAUGAAAUUUUAGAGAUAAAUCAUGAUCUUGUAAGCUAGAGUGUAUUUGGAGAUUUAUGAUAUUAGAGCAAAUUAUAAAAUUUGAUCUUUAGAUUUUGAUGGUAUCAAAUUAUGAAUUUGAUAAGUUUCGAGUUUUGUGCAUUUGUGGGACCCUCUCGUGAGUGCACGGUAUCUGUCGCGCCUCGAAUUCGGAUUUUGGGGCAUGACAAUUCAGUACCACAGGGCCUGCACGGAUGAAAAGGUUACGAUUAUUGGGAGUCAACCAGUUGGAACAUACAUGUAAAAGAGUACGAUUGUACAAACACAUACAAGCAUACACUAUUUUGAACCUGAAAAACAUACAUUCUCCUCGUUCAUGAGUGUAACUACGGAUGACACCAUGGUCUUCAAUAUCAUUAUCUUUAAUUCUUGCAGACUACUGCAGAUUGGGAGCGCAUGUAUAAAAGACCAUGAAUACC
Rubroshorea leprosula is the source of this 802-nucleotide messenger RNA. The record is from the annotation of a GenBank genome assembly. NCBI's taxonomy places the organism in Eukaryota, Viridiplantae, Streptophyta, Magnoliopsida, Malvales, Dipterocarpaceae.